AUGAGAUUAAGUUUAACAUUGUCGGGCUCCAUUGUCAAUUUGAGUGGUAUGCGGUUAGAGUCGGGGAUGGAGGAAGACGACUCCCACAAGGUGGAGAUCCUCCUCAAAACCAUUGGCCCCGCACGCCCCUCUCGCCUCCUCGUUCCCUCUUCCAUCAAGGUGCGUGAUUUGAGGAGGUUAAUUGCCGGGAAUGAUAAUUUACAAAUUGACAACUUGAGUCUUGUUCUGCGCGGAAGUGCACUGUGUGACAUGAAAAAUGGAGAUGAUGUAUACGUUCAACUCAAUGAUGGAGAUUCUGUGAUUGUUGCUGUCAAACCAAAGCCACCAGUGAAGGAUGGAUAUGAGAAUGAUGAAGACGAUGAAGAUUUGAAGUUUCGGCUUCCUCAAUCCUCAAGUCGGUGGAAGAAGAGGCUGUACUCUUUUCUACACGAUAGCUUGAAGCUUCCAGAUAUCCUUUUGAUGGUAAUUUUUACUCUGAGUCUGAAGGCAUGGGUUCUCAUAAUUUUGUGGUUUAUCCUGGCUCCUGUUGCCCAUAGAUGGGAACUCGGUCCUUUGUAUAUACUUGUAACUGGCUUUUGUCUCAUUCUCUUCAAUCUUGGAAAGCGCCAAGCUGGUGACAUCAGUGCAUAUUCUAUCUUCAAUGAAGACUUUAGAGAGCUUCCAGGGACACUUAACGCAGAUCGCCUUGAUAGAGAUAUAAGAGCAGGACAGUUUUGAGCCCUACUGCACUCAUUCCAAUCAUUCCAACACUGAUGUCAAGUCACAUGAUGUAUAUCUGCACAAUCACAAGGAGAUAAUUGACCAGCCAAAGAGUUAAUAGCUACAGUACCAUUGAAAUUGACAAGUUUUCUAUUAGAGCUAUGCCCCUUCUGUGUAUAUAUCAUUGUACGAUGUCUUGGUGUGAUUUGAGAUGAACAUGUUCCAUUGUGGAUUAUUGUGUCUAUGUCUCUGGUACCGAGGUUCCUGUUUAUGAGUUUCAGAGUUUACACUGUGCAGCAGGAAGCUUUGGGCCAUAUGUGCAGAGACUUGUCAGGAUUCAAAGUUGACAGCGGUAGUUUGUAACUUUUUAUUAAUCUAUAUUUCCUUUUAAUUAACCUGUAA
This is a messenger RNA of Cajanus cajan (pigeon pea), 1101 nucleotides long. RefSeq names its product ubiquitin family protein. Gene Ontology annotation, molecular function: protein binding. The record is from RefSeq and is a predicted model, not a curated record. NCBI's taxonomy places the organism in Eukaryota, Viridiplantae, Streptophyta, Magnoliopsida, Fabales, Fabaceae.